GUGGAAGGGCAGCAUAGGAAAGAGGAACCGAACCCAGCCUCCUGGUGAGUCACCUCGCUGCUCCAGGACACCGUGACGUUUUGGGUGAAUUCCCAGGCAAUCUGUAUAAAAUAUAGAAUGGCGAGUUACGUGGUGGCCUGCGUGGCCGAGGAGCUGCGGGUGCGGGCGAGCCCUGGGUCCGGCCGACACAGCCACGGUCUGUCGGCAGCCCCGGUUGAGCGCCGAAGGCGCCGUGCUGGAGUCAAAACGCCCACCUGCAGUCACGGCGCUCGCUCAAGAUCUUCGGCGUGGCGUCAUCCUGACAGGAUUUGGGGUUGGUUUUCCUCGUGUUCUCCCUGCUCCUGCCUCAGGGGAGCAUCGGAUAAUUCCCGAGCGCCGCCGUAGGCUGACACGUGCUCGGUGAUACUGCCCAGGAGAAAACAUUUAGUGCCUAGGAAGUUUUUAUCGCUGCGCUUUUAAAAAUGGGAUUUGUCUGAAGGAGGAAGUUGCUCAGCCUCUGCUUCCUCACCUGAUAAAUCUUUCAAGAAGACAAAGGAACAAAAAGGCCAACGUUCAGUUUUGGUGGAAGCGCGGCAAGGCAGCGAGGCAAUGUGGCAUCCUCCUAGAGCUGAUCUGCACGCGGCAAAUGGGGCCGGAUGGGAUGCGGUGCCUUUACCGGUAAAAAGGAAAAUAAAUCAGCAGCAGGAAGCAGAGUGGCCGGUGCUGGAGAACUUUGGGCUGGCUGACAAACGGACAAUGCUGUGUGAGUCAGAUGCACGUAUGGCACUCGCGGAACCGGUCCCCGUGGCUUAUUUUGAUUCAGAUCCUCAAGGGAGCUUCGAGGUGUCCCUGGAUGAUGUACGGCUCAACACUGCAACUAGAACUGCUGAGGUCCACAACAUCGAGACAGUUGAAGAUACUAAGACAGAGGGAUGUCAGAAAGACACUCUCGGCUUCAAAGCCUCUUCCCCUCCCGCCUCCAGUGUGUGGACAACACAGCGAGAUGGAGAGGUCAGACUGAGGAUGGAUGAGCAGGGCAUAGGCAGUGAGGCACCAAAGACCGUUCAUGAGCUAUUCCAGGAAGCUGCUAGUAAAUACGGUGAUUAUUAUGCCCUUGCAUCCAAGAAGGGCGGCCAGUGGAUAAAACUAACAUAUAAGAUGUACUAUGAUGAGUGCUGGAAAGCAGCAAAAAGCUUUCUGAAGCUGGGACUAGAGCGUUUCCAUGGCGUGUGCAUCUUGGGAUUUAAUUCUGCAGAGUGGUUUAUUGCCGACAUUGGAGCUAUCCUUGCAGGGGGACUUGCUGUUGGUAUCUACACUACAAACUCUCCCGAGGCCUGUCAUUAUGUAGCAGAGAACUGUAGUGCGAACAUUCUGGUUGUAGAAAACCAGAAACAGCUGCAGAAAAUCUUAGAAAUUCAGCAUAAACUACCUCAUCUGAAAGCUAUUAUCCAGUACGGGGAAGAGCUAAAAGAGAAGAGACCAAAUCUGUACUCUUGGAGUGAGUUCAUGGACCUUGGCAAAGACAUCCCAGAUACUCAGCUCCAUGAAAUCAUCGAGUCGCAGAAGCCUAACCAGUGCUGCACACUAAUAUAUACCUCGGGGACAACGGGACAGCCAAAGGGAGUAAUGCUCAGUCACGACAACUUGACGUGGACGGCAUCGGCGGCCGGGCGUUUCAUAAUGCUGACGGAUGCUAACGAAAAGCAGGAGCGGGUGGUCAGCUAUCUGCCCCUCAGCCACAUUGCUGCACAGAUGUCAGAUAUUUGGUCGGCAAUGACGUUCGGUGUCCAAGUUUUCUUUGCUCAACCAGAUGCCUUAAAGGGCACCUUGGUAGACACCCUGCGGGAAGUGAGGCCAACGGCUUUUUUGGGAGUUCCUCGUGUCUGGGAAAAAAUGGAAGAAAAAAUGAAAUCCAUAGGCGCAAAAUCGUCAGCACUCAGAAGAAAAGUGGCAUCGUGGGCCAAGGGAGUUGGGUUGCAAACCAACCUGAAGCGGAUGAAUGGGUAUUCUGACGUCCCGGUGAACUUCCGCUUAGCCAGGCACUUGGUGUACAAGAAAGUGCGAAAGGCCAUCGGGCUGGACCGGUGCACAAAGUGCUACACGGGGGCUGCUCCCAUUACCAGAGAGACGCUGGAAUUUUUUUUAAGUCUGAACAUUCCUGUGUUUGAGCUGUACGGCAUGAGCGAGAGCUCUGGGCCUCACACGAUCUCUCUACCUCAUGCAUUCAAGCUUACCAGCUGUGGGAAGGAAGUCACCGGCUGCCGAACACUGAUUCAUAAGCCAGAUGGAGAUGGCAACGGGGAGAUCUGCUUCUCGGGAAGGCACAUCUUCAUGGGCUAUUUGAACAUGGAAGAGAAAACCAAAGAGGCGAUUGAUGAAGACGGCUGGCUGCACUCGGGUGACCUUGGCAAGCAUGAUAAAGACGGAUUCCUCUACAUCACCGGCAGAAUUAAAGAGCUCAUCAUCACUGCAGGAGGUGAGAACGUUCCUCCCGUUCCAAUCGAGGAUGCCGUAAAAGAAGCGGUUCCCAUCAUCAGCAAUGCAAUGUUGGUCGGAGACAAAGCAAAAUUCCUCGCUAUGCUUCUAACGCUAAAGUGCAACAUUGAUGUAGAAACAGGCGAGCCCGGAGACGAUCUCACUCCAGAAGCUAUCGAGUACUGUCAAAAACUGGGCAGCAAGGCUACAAAGGUCUCCGAAAUCAUCAGCAGCAAAGACAAGGCUAUCUACGGGGCUAUCCAGAAGGGAAUUUCAGCAGUCAACGAGGGAGCCAUCUCGAAUGCUCAGAAAGUCCAGAAGUGGGUCCUCCUGGAGAAGGACUUUUCUCUCUUUGGUGGAGAGCUUGGCCCAACGAUGAAGCUGAAGAGAUUAGUGGUGGCACAGAAGUACGAAGACCAAAUCGCUCAGUUUUACGCGGAGGCGGACCCCCCUACCGCCACAGCGGCCGCUCUUCGGCAGUAGCGCGGAGGUUUGUGCCGUGGACUGGAGCAAGCCUGGAGGACGAUCCCCCCAGGAGGAGGAAUUUCAGGAAGGAUUCCCUGGGUUCUCUCGAAAUAAAUGGGGCUCGGCCAUCGCGCAGCCCUUCUGAAAUCGCUUAACUGUACGUGUUCUGGCCCUCCUACCGCAGCGUGGUGGGCGUGUUCGUGCCCCGUGUUUUCCUGUGUCUGUGUUUCAGUGCUGAGAUAUUCCCGAGUGUCUCCUCCGCUUCGUGGUUUUUUUUUUUUUGGUCUUGCCCUUUUUGUAAGGGCAACACAGUGUUUACCUUAAAUCCGUAUUAUAUGUUUUAACCAAAGUUUUUUUUAUUUUCCUGAGCUGAAUGUAAAACAAUCA
This is a messenger RNA of Egretta garzetta (little egret), 3306 nucleotides long. It is a transcript of the gene ACSBG2, whose product is annotated as acyl-CoA synthetase bubblegum family member 2. The record is from RefSeq and is a predicted model, not a curated record. The transcript has 15 exons. Bases 589 to 2937 code for a protein of 782 amino acids. Lineage: Eukaryota; Metazoa; Chordata; Aves; Pelecaniformes; Ardeidae. Gene Ontology annotation, molecular function: long-chain fatty acid-CoA ligase activity. Gene Ontology annotation, cellular component: membrane; endoplasmic reticulum.